AUGGAAGCUGGGAAUGUUGUGACCCUUGGUGCAAUAUGCUUUGGCACUGGAGCUAUUUGUUUACUGGUGCAUCCUGCACCUGCUUGGCUAAAUCCAAGCUUGAUUUUCUUGGGCGGGCUCAUCACGAUCCUCCUUCCAGUUGCUCCAGAUGCGGAGGUGAAACAUGCCAGUGAUACUGGCAAAUCAGGAAUGCCUGUGUGGUUAGCGAUUUGUAUUUUCCUGCUGUAUGUGGGAGUUGCUGCAUUCACCGUUUGGAAAGACACAUUUGAUCAUGGAUGGAUCAUGCCAUUCCUGACUGCAGGUAUGUUUGUGUGGGGUGGAGGCCCCGUCGUCCUCCCGAUGCUCAUGACCUUCCUCACACCACAGUGGAUCUCUCCCACAAUUUUCCUGGCUGGGAUCUCCUUCGCGGAAAUGAUGCCUGGGCCCGUCUUCAACAUUUCUUGCUUUCUUGGCAUUCAGCUUGCCUUCAAUGCUGGAUGGAACUGGCUUGCGGGCAUUGCAGUUUGCUGGGCAGGGCUAAUGCUUCCCGGCAUUACCCUGAUCUUUGGCGCCUACACUCUCUGGGAUGAACUGCGAAAGCAACGUUUGUAUCAACAUGCUCUUCCAGGUCUUAAUGCUGCUGCAGUUGGUCUUCUUGUGCCUACGAUGUUCGUGGUGUACGACACGCUUCAGGAGAGAAGUCCAUGGCAAGCUGGUAGCAGAGCACUUGUCGUUUUGGCCUACUAUUUGAUUGAACUAUGCAAGGUCAACGUUCCCUCCGUUGUAAUUGUCUUUGGCGCCGUGGGUUUUUGCUGGGCCCUUGCUCAGUAA
This is a messenger RNA of Cladocopium goreaui, 810 nucleotides long. The record is from the annotation of a GenBank genome assembly. Lineage: Eukaryota; Dinophyceae; Suessiales; Symbiodiniaceae.